Polyodon spathula (Mississippi paddlefish) is the source of this 3005-nucleotide messenger RNA. RefSeq names its product transient receptor potential cation channel, subfamily C, member 6a (gene trpc6a). NCBI's taxonomy places the organism in Eukaryota, Metazoa, Chordata, Actinopteri, Acipenseriformes, Polyodontidae. Gene Ontology annotation, biological process: manganese ion transport; regulation of cytosolic calcium ion concentration; calcium ion transmembrane transport. The transcript is spliced from 6 exons. Gene Ontology annotation, molecular function: store-operated calcium channel activity; inositol 1,4,5 trisphosphate binding. Gene Ontology annotation, cellular component: cation channel complex; membrane. The record is from RefSeq and is a predicted model, not a curated record. The coding region runs from base 225 to 1181 and encodes 318 amino acids.
AUUAUUUGAAAAUACACCCCAUUAUUCAGUGUCACUUGCAUUGAAAAACAAAUACUAGUACUGAGAUUUACUGUCUGGCAAUGGAAUAGUUAACACACCAGCUCAAUAACUCUUUAAAUGAGAUCAAGAUGAAAAUUAUUUGACUGCAUUUUUGAAGGUACUGUACAGUGACCAUUUUACUGUAGUUAGUAAACAAACAAAUCCAUAUUUCUAUUGCAGCUCGUAUGAAAUGGCUCCCCUCUGACCCGCAGCUUAUCUCAGAAGGCCUGUAUUCCAUCGCAGUGGUUCUGAGCUUCUCCAGAAUUGCCUACAUUCUGCCAGCGAACGAGAGCUUCGGGCCUCUGCAGAUAUCCCUUGGGAGGACAGUGAAAGAUAUCUUUAAAUUCAUGGUGAUAUUCAUCAUGGUUUUCUUGGCCUUCAUGAUUGGAAUGUUUAAUCUUUACUCGUACUACCUGGGAGCAAAACAAAACGAUGCCUUUACAACGGUUGAAGAAAGCUUUAAAACAUUGUUCUGGGCCAUAUUUGGACUUUCAGAAGUCAAAUCUGUUAUAAUUAAUUACGGACACAAGUUCAUUGAGAAUAUUGGCUACAUCCUGUAUGGAGUUUACAACGUGACCAUGGUCAUUGUCCUGCUGAACAUGCUGAUAGCGAUGAUCAACAGCUCUUUUCAAGAAAUUGAGGCCGAUGCUGAUGUGGAGUGGAAGUUCGCCAGAGCCAAAUUGUGGUUCUCCUAUUUUGAGGAAGGCAGAACACUCCCGGUUCCGUUUAACCUGGUCCCGAGCCCCAAGUCUGUGCUGUUCCUUCUAGUGAAAAUAAAAAGCAUCAUAGUGACGCUGCUUCGGUGUGAAAAGAGUGAAGUGAAAGAGGAUGCUGAACUGAACGAGAUUGGCCUAAACAAACAUUCCAAUAUCGGAAGCACAGCCUCGCCUACACGAUACCAGAUAAUGAAACGCCUCAUAAAACGAUAUGUAAUAAAAGCACAAAUCGAUAAAGAAAGCGAUGAAGUCAAUGAAGGUGAACUGAAAGAAAUCAAACAGGACAUAUCCAGCCUGCGGUAUGAACUACUGGAAGAGAAGUCCCACAGCAGUGAAGACCUGGCCGAACUCAUAAGAAAUCUUGGAGAGAAACUGUCAAUCGAGUCCAAACAUGAAACAAGCACUGGGCAUCAGAGAAAAGCCUGACAAACUGCCAAUUAAAUAUCUUUUUAAGUGUAACUUUAGCAGAGCAGUUCAAGACAUGCACAGUGAUGAUACCACAUACAGUUAUUCAUGAAACUUUAACACACGCUUUAAAUAAUGAGUUUAUUCUCAUCUUUCCAAACACUUCUAUACACACUUUUUUAAAAUAAAUGUCUUUCAAUUAAGUAUGAAUUUUCAUGAAGCUUGAAUUUGUUUAAAUGAUUGUACAGCACAGAAUAGGUUGUAGGUCUCAACAUACGUUUCUCUGGCAAGGCGCAAGUUGAAACUCCACUUUAUUUUUUUGUCUUUAUUAACUAAUUAAUUAUUUUUGCAUGUCACACAAUAGGUAGGCAAGAGAGCACUGUAUCAGUAAUAAAUGCAGUUUUGCUCUGCAUUAUUUAAAAUAAAAUUGCAGACCUCAAAGAUAUGUGUACCAUAUAUUUACCAUAUAUAUAUUUGACAUGAUAUAGAGAAUGUUGAUAUGUUACAUCAUUUUGACUAACUUUUAUGUGUUGUGGUAUUCCUAUACCAGUAAGCCAAUCCCUGACCUAAUAUUGGAAAAGCAAAAUAAUGUGAUGUUGAAUGGGGUAAGCUGAAAACCACUAAAUGUUUUUUAUAUUUGCAAUAAGGAUGUCAGUUAAAAAAAAAAAAAACAGACACGUCCUCCUGACAAAUCUAGAUCUACCUUUAAACUGUUUAAAAAUAACAACAACUAAACAAAACGCCUAUAUGAGUUAUACCAUUAUAUAAAAGCAACCUGUGAGAUCAUGUUAUUGUCACAUGUUAUUGUCACGUAAGUCAUACCAAAUACUAUUAUACCUAUCUAUUAUAAAGAUAUAGUUUUUUUGUGUGUUUUUGUACUUAAUAUGCGAUUUUUCUCAUAUGGUUAAAUACAAACUUAUUUUCUACUAUCAGAAGGACAUUCUAUGAUGGCUGUUUAAAAGAAACUGUUGCAGCUUUUUAAUACAGAUUUGUAGUUGUUAGAAAUUGACUUUCUCAAAGAAUGUCUAUGACACCAAACCCUCUGUAGCCCAGUAUAUUAGUUAGGCAAUAACUUAUACUAUCUGUAUAUAGUUUGACUCUGCCUCUAUGUGUAUUUCUGCCUAACUGGUUUAUCCACCACAGAAAUGUGCGUAACGUUUGGCAAGACCAAAAUAAGUAUUUCAUUGAUUUGCAAUUCUAACCAAUUUAAACCAAUCUCUCAGUUACUUAUUUGAACCAAUCAUUGACCUAAUUAGUCAAGAUUAACAGGUGUUCCAGAUCUUUAGCCACUGAUGAUGUAAAGACACCUAUAAAACCUGCUGGAUAGGGGCUGUCCAGGACCAGGGUUGGAGACCCCUGCAGUAGAGCAGUGUUACCAUAUUCAAAUGACAAGAUAGCAGUGUUAUUCCAAUACUUACUAUCCAAUGUUUUAAAUAGCUUUCUCUACCAAGCUGGUUUGGCAGACCCUUUCAAUAGGUAAGUUAGUCAAAGAGUAGUGGUGAUCAGGGUCUGUGAAACCAACCAUUUAUAUCUUUAAUUGGAGCAGGAAAACUCCCAAAUACAUCUUAAUAAACAUACAUGUUAAAUAUAUGAGCAUGAAAUUGCAACGGCAGUCUGGUGCUGGAUACACACAAGCACCCUUCUGCAUGUAUAUACUGACAGUUCUUUAAAAUGGAACCGGAACUUCAAUAAAUGAGUUAUUGCAUAUGAAUGAAAUACUUAUUUAUGCCAUCCAAAAUAUAGUGUUACCAACAUGUUUAUACUGAAUAAAGUUUAUGUAAAUACACAAAAUAGUUUUUUUUUAAAAAUAUAUAUAUAUCUAAUAAAGCAAUUAUUUUGAACAAA